AUGGCUGAGCUCAGACAGAGAAGACUGAAGAUUCACACAAGAGCAGACGUAGAGGCCCACAAAUCUGAUAAGAGCUGCUGGGUUACUAUAGGUAGAUUGAUCUACGAUGUAACGGAUUUCUUGCACGAUCAUCCUGGUGGCGAAGACCUCAUUCUCAAAUAUGCUGGCAAAGAUAUUGAAGCAGCAAUGAAAGCGACGAAUAGUGAAGAAGACCAUGAACAUACCCCUGCAGCUUUUGGAAUGAUGUCCGAUAUGCUCAUUGGUAAGCUCGAUUCUGGGACCCGUAUAGUCGAUGAGAAUUGGGUUGCGACUGAUGAUUUCAUGCCCAAAGAGAGCAACAUCGAGGACGAUUUAGAGAAAUGUGAAUUCCUCGACCUCAGUAAGCCACUUCUUAGUCAAGUGUGGUACAGCAACUUCAGUAAAGACUUUUAUUUGGAGCAAGUACAUCAGCCUAGACAUCUCAAGAAAAGCGCUAGACUGUUUGGUUACGAUUUCCUGGAAAUGUUCACCGUCACUCCGUGGUAUGUUAUUCCAUUGAUCUGGGUGCCAAUCACGCUCUAUCUAUCAUUCAGAAGCUUCUCAGACUUCAGUACUCAGUUUGGUAGCUCGCUUGGUGGUCUCUGUACUCUGGGAUGCUUCCUACUCGGGAAUGUUAUUUGGACAAUUUUGGAAUACGGGAUGCACAGAUUCCUCUUCCACGUCGACGACUACUUGCCAGAUAGACCAGUAUUUCUUAUGCUUCACUUCUUACUACACGGUAUACACCACUACCUACCAGCUGACGGGUUGAGAUUGGUUAUGCCACCAACAUUAUUCACUGCGUUGCAGUAUCCAUUCACGCAAUUGGCAUACAAGAUACUUCCGAACACGGCAACAGCAAAUGGUGUGAUAUCCGGCUCAUUCGCCUUUUAUGUUCUCUAUGACUGUAUGCACUAUGCGCUACAUCACACUAGAUUGCCAAAUUACCUCAAGCAGAUGAAAUCGUACCACUUGAAGCACCACUACGGCAACUUCGAGCUCGGAUUCGGUGUGACGUCCAAGUUCUGGGAUUUGGUGUUCAAGACUGAGUUGAAAUAG
Molecule: messenger RNA, 1077 nt
Organism: Wallemia ichthyophaga EXF-994
Lineage: Eukaryota; Fungi; Basidiomycota; Wallemiomycetes; Wallemiales; Wallemiaceae
Product: Ceramide very long chain fatty acid hydroxylase SCS7
Exons: 2
Coding region: 1-1077 (358 amino acids)
Biological process (GO): lipid biosynthetic process; fatty acid metabolic process
Cellular component (GO): membrane; endoplasmic reticulum
Molecular function (GO): heme binding; iron ion binding; fatty acid 2-hydroxylase activity
Source: RefSeq, a predicted model, not a curated record